Ceratotherium simum simum (southern white rhinoceros) is the source of this 5391-nucleotide messenger RNA. The record is from RefSeq and is a predicted model, not a curated record. NCBI's taxonomy places the organism in Eukaryota, Metazoa, Chordata, Mammalia, Perissodactyla, Rhinocerotidae.
UAGGAUUUGGAGUUCCAUGGAGUGAUGAGAUUUUAUUUUCAAGAUAAAGCUGCUGGAAACUUUGCAACAAAAUGUAUUCGGGUCUCUAGUACUGCCACCACUCAAGAUGUAAUCGAAACACUAGCAGAGAAAUUCCGCCCUGAUAUGCGAAUGUUGUCAUCUCCCAAGUAUUCGCUCUAUGAAGUGCAUGUCAGUGGAGAAGAAAGAAGAUUGGAUAUAGAUGAAAAACCCCUAGUUGUGCAAUUGAAUUGGAAUAAAGAUGAUCGAGAGGGCAGAUUUGUUCUUAAGAAUGAGAAUGAUGCCAUUCCUCCUAAGAAGGUUCAAAGUAAUGGACCUGAAAAGCAGGAAAAAGAAGGUGUUAUCCAGAACUUCAAGAGAACUCUCUCAAAGAAAGAAAAGAAGGAAAAAAAGAAGAGAGAAAAAGAAGCAGUGAGACAGGCAUCUGAUAAAGAGGAUAGACCUUUCCAAGGGGAUGACAUUGAGAAUUCUCGACUGGCUGCCGAGGUUUACAAAGACAUGCCUGAAACCAGCUUUACCCGAACAAUUUCGAAUCCCGAGGUGGUUAUGAAACGACGGAGGCAGCAAAAGCUGGAAAAGAGAAUGCAGGAAUUUCGGAGCUCAGAUGGGCGACCUGAUUCAGGUGGAACACUGAGAAUUUAUGCAGAUAGUUUAAAACCAAAUAUUCCCUACAAGACAAUCCUGCUGUCUACUACAGACCCUGCAGACUUUGCUGUGGCUGAAGCUUUGGAGAAGUAUGGUCUGGAAAAAGAAAACCCUCAGGAUUACUGCAUUGCCCGGGUUAUGCUUCCUCCUGGAGCCCAGCAUUCUGAUGAAAAAGGUGCUAAAGAAAUUAUCCUUGAUGAUGAUGAGUGUCCUUUACAAAUCUUCAGGGAAUGGCCAAGUGACAAAGGGAUUUUAGUCUUUCAGUUGAAGAGGAGGCCACCAGACUGUAUCCCAAAGAAAACUAAGAAACACAGCGAUGGGAAGCCAGUGAAGGGAAAGGAGAGAGCUGAUGGGUCUGGCUAUGGCUCGGCACUUCCACCUGAAAAACUGCCCUAUCUGGUAGAGUUAAGCCCAGAUGGUUCUGACUCCAGAGAUAAGCCAAAGCUUUACCGCCUUCAGUUAAGUGUUACUGAGGUUGGGACAGAAAAGUUCGAUGACAACUCUAUCCAGUUGUUUGGUUCAGGAAUUCAGCCCCAUCACUGUGACCUCACGAACAUGGACGGAGUUGUCACUGUCACACCAAGAAGUAUGGAUGCUGAGACUUACGUGGAAGGACAGCGCAUCUCAGAGACAACCAUGCUGCAGAGCGGGAUGAAAGUGCAGUUCGGGGCGUCUCACGUGUUUAAGUUUGUGGACCCCAGCCAGGACCACGCUCUCACAAAAAGACCUGUGGACGGAGGCGUGACGGUUAAGGGUCCCAGACAUAAACCUGGAGUUGUUCAGGAGACAACUUUUGAUUUAGGAGGAGAUGUUCAUAGUGGAACAGCAUUACCAACAAGCAAGAGUACCACAAGACUGGACAGUGACAGAGUACCGUCUGCCUCCAGCACAGCGGAGCGAGGGACAGUGAAGCCAAUGAUCAGAGAACAGCAGCAGGAUUAUCGCAGGCAAGAAAGCAGAACUCAGGAUGUUCCUGGGCCUGAACUGAUAUUGCCUGCAAGCAUUGAAUUCAGGGAAAGUUCUGAAGAUUCCUUUUUAUCUGCCAUUAUCAAUUAUACCAAUAGCUCUACAGUCCAUUUUAAAUUGUCCCCUACGUAUGUAUUAUAUAUGGCCUGUCGGUAUGUAUUGUCAAGCCAGUACAGACCUGAUGUCAGUCCUACAGAACGUACGCAUAAGGUGAUUGCAAUAGUCAACAAGAUGGUGAGCAUGAUGGAAGGAGUGAUCCAGGAAGUAGACCAGGUUGAUCAGAAACAGAAGAAUAUUGCAGGGGCUCUUGCUUUCUGGAUGGCAAAUGCGUCUGAACUUCUCAACUUCAUCAAGCAGGACCGAGAUCUCAGUCGAAUCACACUGGAUGCCCAAGACGUUUUAGCACACUUGGUUCAAAUGGCGUUUAAGUAUCUGGUUCACUGUCUUCAAUCAGAACUGAAUAAUUACAUGCCAGCCUUUCUGGAUGACCCUGAAGAGAACAGUCUGCAAAGACCAAAAAUAGAUGAUGUUUUGCACACGCUCACGGGAGCGAUGUCUUUGCUGCGGCGCUGCAGAGUCAAUGCUGCCCUGACCAUCCAGCUCUUCUCGCAGCUCUUCCAUUUUAUCAAUAUGUGGCUCUUCAACAGAUUGGUAACUGACCCUGAGUCAGGACUGUGCUCUCACUACUGGGGGGCAAUCAUCCGCCAGCAGCUAGGACACGUUGAAGCGUGGGCAGAGAAGCAGGGAUUAGAGCUGGCAGCCGAUUGCCACCUCAGCAGGAUAGUGCAGGCAACCACUUUACUUACAAUGGAUAAGUAUGCACCUGAUGACAUUCCAAAUAUAAACAGCACCUGCUUUAAGUUAAAUUCACUACAGCUUCAAGCCUUACUACAGAAUUAUCACUGUGCACCCGACGAGCCUUUUAUCCCCGCGGAUCUGAUAGAAAACGUAGUGGCUAUGGCUGAAAAUACAGCUGAUGAACUGGCACGCAGUGAUGGGAGGGAAGUACAGCUGGAAGAGGACCCUGAUCUGCAGCUGCCUUUUCUUUUGCCAGAAGACGGCUAUUCUUGUGAUGUUGUCAGAAACAUUCCAAAUGGUUUGCAAGAAUUUUUAGACCCUUUGUGCCAGAGAGGAUUUUGCAGGUUAAUUCCUCAUGCACGUUCACCAGGUACUUGGACAAUAUAUUUUGAAGGUGCAGAUUAUGAAAGUCACCUUAUGCGUGAGAACACAGAACUGGCUCAACCUCUGAGGAAAGAACCUGAAAUAAUCACUGUGACCCUAAAAAAGCAGAAUGGAAUGGGCCUUAGCAUUGUUGCAGCAAAGGGCGCUGGUCAGGAUAAACUUGGAAUCUAUGUCAAGUCUGUUGUGAAAGGAGGUGCUGCAGAUGUGGACGGACGACUAGCUGCAGGUGACCAGCUGCUCAGUGUAGAUGGACGAAGUCUGGUAGGACUCUCUCAAGAAAGGGCAGCAGAACUCAUGACAAGAACAAGUUCUGUGGUAACACUAGAAGUAGCAAAGCAAGGAGCGAUUUAUCACGGUCUUGCUACCCUGCUCAAUCAGCCAUCCCCAAUGAUGCAAAGAAUUUCAGAUCGUCGUGGCUCAGGUAAACCCCGACCAAAGAGUGAAGGUUUUGAGCUCUAUAAUAAUUCAGCUCAAAAUGGGUCACCUGAGAGCCCUCAGCUGCCGUGGGCAGAAUAUAGUGAACCAAAGAAAUUACCUGGCGAUGACAGACUAAUGAAGAACAGAGCUGAUCACCGCUCCAGCCCCAACGUAGCAAAUCAGCCUCCUAGUCCUGGAGGGAAAAGUGCAUAUGCCCCUGGAACGACAGCUAAGAUCACGUCUGUCUCUACUGGGAACCUCUGCAGUGAGGAACAGACCCCUCCACCUAGACCUGAAGCCUACCCCAUCCCCACUCAGACGUACACUAGAGAGUAUUUCACCUUCCCGGCUUCCAAAUCCCAGGACCGGAUGGCUCCUCCUCAAAACCAGUGGCCGGAUUAUGAGGAAAAGCCGCACGUGCACACCGACAGUGAUCACUCCAGUGUUGCAGCUCAGCGUGUUACCCGUUCCCAAGAGGAACUUCGGGAAGAUAAAGCUUAUCACCUCGAGCGGCAUCAAAUGGAGGCAGUUAUGGAUCGCAAGGCUGAGAGUGAGAUGUGGAUAAAUCAGAACUCGUCCAUGGGCUCUAGUACCUCCAGCCAAGAGCACCUGGACCACUCCUCCAAGGCGGGCACCCCUGCUUCCACUCUGACCAAAAGCGGCCCUGGGCGCUGGAAGACACCAGCGGCUGUGCAGCCCAUGCCAGUGGCUGUCUCCCAGCCUAUUCGAACAGACCUGCCCCCACCACCCCCUCCGCCUCCCGUCCACUAUGCCAGUGAUUUUGACGGAAUUCCCAUGGAUUUGCCUCUCCCACCCCCUCCUUCUGCCAGUCAGAUAGGACCUCAGCCUGCUCAGGUGGCUGCUGCAGAACGGAAGAAGAGAGAAGAACAUCAGCGGUGGUAUGAGAAGGAAAAGGCCCGUCUAGAGGAGGAGCGGGAGAGAAAACGGAGGGAGCAGGAGAGAAAACUGGGCCAGAUGCGCACCCAAGCAUUAAACCCCACUCAGUUUCCGCCUCUGACCGCCCAACAGAUGAAGCCGGAGAAGCCUUCCACACUCCAGAGGCCCCAGGAAACAGUCAUUCGGGAACUACAGCCCCAGCAGCAGCCCCGCACGAUUGAGCGCAGAGACUUACAGUACAUCACAAUCAGCAAAGAGGAGCUCUCCUCAGGGGACAGUCUGUCUCCAGACCCGUGGAAGCGGGACGCCAAGGAGAAGCUUGAGAAGCAGCAGCAGAUGCACAUUGUGGAUAUGCUGAGCAAAGAGAUCCAAGAACUGCAGAGCAAGCCUGACCGCACCGCCGAGGAGAACGACCGCCUGCGGAAACUCAUGCUGGAGUGGCAGUUCCAGAAGAGACUCCAGGAGUCUAAGCAGAAGGACGAGGACGAUGAGGAAGAGGAAGACGACGAUGUGGACACCAUGCUGAUCAUGCAGCGCCUCGAGGCCGAGCGAAGAGCACGGCAGACUGCUCUGCCAGCAAUCUCUGUUCUAGAUUUGUUACAGGAUGAGGAGCGGAGACGGCAACAGCAGCUAGAAGAGAUGCGUAAGCGGGAAGCAGAAGACCGAGCCAGACAGGAGGAAGAGCGACGCCGCCAGGAGGAGGAACGAAUAAAACGGGAUGCUGAAGAAAAGAGGCGACAGGAAGAAGGGUAUUACAGCCGCCUGGAAGCCGAAAGGCGCAGACAGCACGACGAGGCCGAGCGCAGGUUGCUGGAGCCUGAGGAGCCGGGUCUGUGCAGACCUCCGCUUCCACGGGGCUACGAGCUCCCAUCCCCGUCCCCUCCGGCUAACGCUCCUCCUCCCCCACCUCAGCGAACCGCCUCUUACCUCCAGACGCAGGUCCUCUCCCCCGACUCUCUGUACACCGCCAAGUUUGUUGCAUACAACGAGGAGGAGGAGGAGGAGGAGGAGCACUGCAGUCUAGCAGGACCAAACUCUUACAUGGGAUCUACUGGGACAGUUAUCGGUGCCCAUGAUGUUUAUCGGGAUUCAAGAGAGAAACUGUCUAAAAGCCAAGAUGCAGAUUUACCUGGAAGUUCUGGAGCCCCUGAAAACUUGACGUUCAAAGAGCGCCAGCGUCUUUUUUCACAAGGUCAAGAUGUGUCCAAUAAAGUAAAAGCCUCUCGUAAAUUAACAGAACUGGAAAACGAACUGAACACAAAAUGA